Malaya genurostris is the source of this 549-nucleotide messenger RNA. RefSeq lists its product as uncharacterized. Lineage: Eukaryota; Metazoa; Arthropoda; Insecta; Diptera; Culicidae. Bases 1 to 549 code for a protein of 182 amino acids. Gene Ontology annotation, biological process: septate junction assembly. The transcript is spliced from 3 exons. The record is from RefSeq and is a predicted model, not a curated record.
AUGGUGGAAAACAAUAGCACCAACAACAAUGGAGGACCGGUCGUUCCUCCCAGGACACACAAUCCGUCGCAACCACAGCCGCAGGCUCUGCUGACCUGCCCUCAUCUGAGCACCCUGUCCGGAGUAUCGGCCAUCACCGUUGGACCACCCGUCGCCGUCGGGGGCAGUAAACCGCCGCUUUCGAUAAUCAAAUUUCUCGAAUUGUGCUUGGCCACAACAUGCACCGUUCUUCACUACUACAGCUUCGACGAUGGCGAUCUGGUCACGGGCUUCGUCGCAACCGGUUCAUUUUGUGGAUACAUCGUUAUCCUGAGUACGGUUAUGGUCGGCUACCUGAUGAAGGCCCACGUCCAUCGUCGGCAAAAUCUGUUCUACAGCCUACUGGGAUGUGGCCUUUUUCUGACCUCCGGAGUGUUCAUCAUCAAGGCCUGGGAGCACGCCUACCGGACGCGAACACGGGAUUUGGCCAUCACCAAGGGUUCGGUGGCGCUCAUCAACGGUAUCAUCUUUCUGAUGGACACGGUUUUCACGUUUCGUGACAGAAAAUGA